Paramecium tetraurelia is the source of this 1461-nucleotide messenger RNA. RefSeq lists its product as uncharacterized. NCBI's taxonomy places the organism in Eukaryota, Ciliophora, Oligohymenophorea, Peniculida, Parameciidae. The record is from RefSeq and is a predicted model, not a curated record. The transcript has a single exon.
AUGAACAAAUACACAUUAAUCUUUAAAGAUAAAAAUAUCGAAAAAAACUAUCAAGAUUAGAAGACAUAUGGAUAAAAUAUUAUUAUUGGAGGAUUGACUAUAAGUUUUCUUUUAAGGUGUAUAUUGAAAAUAAUUAAUUUUGAUUGGGUUAAUACAGGAGUAAAUUUAGGAGUUGUAAUUGUGCUUCUUGUUCUGAGAUGUUAUUCAAAAUAUUAUUUUUGUAAACGAUUAAGUCUAAUUAUUGCAAAUUGUGGAUUAUCGAUUUUAACAUUUAUGUACGAGGAGCCUCUUAAUAAUUAUUAUUCUCAUUUAAGAGGAGGAAAUAGUGCUUUUACUUCACUCAUAAUAGUAUUUUCUGGUGAUUUUCCUGAAGCGGUAUUUUAAAUCAUCUUUAUAUAACUGGCUAAAGGGACCUUUACUAUUUUAUAUAGCACUUAGAAUGAAUAUGAAGUAUUAUCCGGUAGCGUAUUAGUAAUGAUAAUAAUGAUCUAUUAUUUAUAUUUUCACCACAAAGCAAUAAGGUCAUAAUAUCUAUUAACCUUGGUUGAAUAAAAAUGGGAGAACGUGUUGGAAAGUAUUAUUGAGAAUCAAUCAUAUUUCAUUCUAACCUUUAUCUCAGAAACCUAUUAAUUUAAGUUGGCAUCCUAACGCAAUUGUGAAUAAUAUUUUUACAAUCAAGAUUAUAAGUAAUUUCUAAGGGAAUCUCAAAUUGAAAAAUCUACUUUAGAGCAUUAUUUUUUUGAAUAAAUCCAACUUCAUCAAAGCAAUGGCAAUCCCACUAAUUCAUCAAUCAUAUUUAUUAAGAAUUAACUCUCCCUGUUUAAACUUAAAUACUCCAUUUAUUUUGCGAAUCAACCAACAAUUUUAAUUAUAUUUGAACCUGUUUAAUAAUCAAAAAACAUAAAUCUACAUUUACUUUAUAAUAAAAUCAUUUUGUACUCUAGGAUUUUAUAGAGAGUAAUAACCAAUAACAAUAAUAAUGUCAAUUUCAGUAAACUACAAAAGCUUUAGAGGUUUUUAAGGUUAGAAUCUCUAUUGUAUAGGAUAGAGAAAGGAAAGUAUGCGGUGAAUUCUAUUAAUUUAAAGAAAUUUCUAGAAAAAUUUGAUCUCAUCUAGGAUUCUAACUUUGAUGUUCUAUAUCACGAAAUCGAAUUAAAAACAAUACCAUGUAUAUUAGGUGCUCUUAUUUUAAUUAUUUAAAACUAUUCGAAGGCAGCCAUUAAAGUUGCUAAUCAAAACAAAACUAUCUCAUUUCGCUUUUAUUAGGAAUCUGAAUAAACUAUUAAGUUAAUUCUUCGUGGGAAUUUCAACACAUAGAAAAUUUGUAAACUAAUCGAAGAGUAUAACGUUUAGUUUUUGACUAUCAUUAAUCGCUUUCAGAUUAAAAAUAAUCAUAGUAUCUAGAUUACUUUGAAUAGAUAAGCCUACAUCCCUUUUAGGCUAACUUAAAUUGAAGAAUGA